Brassica napus (rape) is the source of this 1607-nucleotide messenger RNA. Its product is annotated as transcription factor MYB62. The record is from RefSeq and is a predicted model, not a curated record. Gene Ontology annotation, cellular component: nucleus. Bases 524 to 1381 code for a protein of 285 amino acids. The transcript is spliced from 3 exons. Gene Ontology annotation, molecular function: DNA-binding transcription factor activity; sequence-specific DNA binding. Gene Ontology annotation, biological process: regulation of DNA-templated transcription. NCBI's taxonomy places the organism in Eukaryota, Viridiplantae, Streptophyta, Magnoliopsida, Brassicales, Brassicaceae.
CAAACUAUGAUAAAAUAAUCUGAAAAAUUGUCAAAAUACUUUUUAAGACAUUCUUUUUGGGGUGCAUAUGUUAAGAUUACAUACUUCAGUUCAAAUCUUAAUUUUUAAAACAUCACUUGGAGGGAAAUCUAUUUUCUACAAAAUGCCAUUUCUUAUACUAUAAAUUCCCCUUAUGAGUUAAACGAGAAGCUAAUUAAUUAAGGAAUAAUUUAAAUUAAUGUCAAAUACGUGUUAUAGUUUAAUUCUUCAUUGGGAAAAAGCAAGCUGAUGGCUAAAGUAUGAACAUUUUCCAAUAUUACGUAGUCUAUAAAUUCCCAAGAACCUGUGGAUUCACUUUCAGUUUUCAUCUCAAAGCACUAAAAGUCUCUCUACUUUUUUCUAUCUCUCUAUUCAGUAGAGACUACUUUUUUCUAUCUCUCUAUUCAGUUAUGCAUGGAUAGAGGCAUAGAGCUUAUUAGGAGAUUCCAAACCCAUAAAAACAAAAAUAAAACACAUAAAUAGCAUUUGUAAGGAAAUUGAAAGUAUGGAAAAUUCAAUGAAGAAGAAGACCUUCACAGAGAGUGAAGAAGUAGAGCUCAGAAGAGGGCCUUGGACUCUUGAGGAAGACACUCUUCUCACAAAUUACAUUCUCCAGAACAGUGAAGGCCGUUGGAACGUCGUCGCCAAAUGUGCUGGGCUAAAGAGAAACGGGAAAAGUUGUAGAUUGAGAUGGUUGAAUUAUUUGAAACCUGACAUCAGGCGAGGGAAUCUCAGUCCCCAAGAACAGCUUCUGAUCCUUGAUCUCCACUCUAAAUGGGGUAAUAGGUGGUCCAAGAUAGCACAGUACUUGCCAGGAAGAACGGACAACGAGAUCAAGAACUAUUGGAGAACAAGAGUUCAGAAACAAGCUCGACAGCUCAACAUCGAAUCUAACAGCGACAAAUUCUUUGACGCUGUUCGUAGUUUCUGGGUCCCCAGAUUAAUAGAGAAAAUGGAGCAGAACCCAUCAAAUACUUAUUGUUGUCCCCAAAACAACAACAAUAACAAUAACUCUCUUCUUCCUCCUUCUCAGUCUUACGACUCAAUGAGUAAACAAACAUAUACUGAUAUCUCGGGUAAGAACCCGGGUAUAAGCAACACCGAUGGUUCUGCUUCGAGCUCCACUUUCAUGCCUGAUCUUAUGACGGUCCCACACUUCAUGGAUCACAACACCAUCAUCGAUUCUUCGAUGUGUUACCAUGAAGGCAAUGAUCAAGAACUCGGUGGAUAUAUUCCUGGGAUGGAGGAGUAUUACAUGAGAAAUUCAGACAUAUCAACGGAUUGUCACGUGGCGGAAGCGUACGAGGAUGUCACACAAGAUCCCAUGUGGAAUGUGGAUGACAUUUGGCAGUUUAGGGGCUAACUGUCAGUCAAGAGACCUAUGUACUAUGGUUGGAGCCUAGGGUGGAGCCCAAUACAUGGUUUUAUUUAUCUACUAUAGUAAAAUACUUUUCAUUUUAGUUUAUGAUCAAAAAGUUGUUGGAUAAGUAUUUAUACUACUGAUAGUUGCUAUAAGUACUCUUUGAUUUCAUGUCCUUUGUAUAAGUCUAUUUGCUCAGAUUAAAUAUAUAUUAAGACGAUUCUUCAGA